Parnassius mnemosyne (clouded apollo) is the source of this 738-nucleotide messenger RNA. NCBI's taxonomy places the organism in Eukaryota, Metazoa, Arthropoda, Insecta, Lepidoptera, Papilionidae. The record is from the annotation of a GenBank genome assembly.
AUGUUGAAUUUGAAAACUCUGAAUAAAGUGAUAAAAAUCGCACGAAACAUAUCUGUACGCUAUAAUUCAUCGAAAAAUAAAUGUCUCACAAUGACGCAAAAGAUGAUUUUAUACGGUGAUGAAGUGGCGCCACCUGUACGCUUUGCUCUGAUGACAGCAUUCGUUUUGGGCGUUGAGUUCGAUUUCCGUAGAAUUGACCUUUUCGCUUCUGAAAACAAAACUGAAUUAUACAAAAAAAUUAACCCACUCCAAAAGGUGCCAGCGUUAGUAAUAGGAAACAGAAGCAUUUGCGACAGUCACGUUAUAUCGCUUUACUUUUGCCGAAACUGGGAUAAAAAUAAUACAUUAUACCCGAAAGACGCUCUGACAAGUGCCAAAGUUGACGAAAUAUUGUUCUUUAAUUCAUCUACGCUUUUCCCGAUCGACAGCGAAAUCUUUACUACAUUUUUUUCUAGUAAUCAAAUCGAUAGUAAGAAAGUCAAUGAUUGGUUGAAAGCGCUUGAUUUAUUAGAGAAUCGAUUGAUGGAACAUCAAUGGCUUGCUGGUGACAGAGUAAUGUUAUGCGAUAUUUGUGCUAUGUCGACGAUAACUUCGGUGCAGUGUUUAAUUCCUUUAGCAGACCAUCACGUAAGGUUGAAACAAUGGUUAAAUGAAAUCGAAAAACUUUCUUUUACCGAUAUAAACAAAAGAGGUUUGGAACGUUUGAAUAAAUUUAUUGAUUUAGCGAAAAAACCGUAG